UCAAGCAACACCAUAGCUAGCGGCCAUGGCACAAGGAGUGAUGCUGUGGUAUGACCUCCAUGCUCUGGCUGCAGCCGUGGGGCCACUGCUACUAGUUUCUUCUGUGCUGGUGGCUACGUCGUCGACGGCGGCGAACUGCGGCAGGAAGUGUGGCGACGUUCGCAUCCCCUACCCGUUCGGCAUCGGCGUCGACUGCGCCUGGCCGGGCUUCCACGUCUCUUGCAACCAUAGCUUUACCCCUCCCAGACCCUACUUGUACAACAUAGAGAUCAAGGACAUCUCGGUGGAGGCAGGGGAGAUGCGCGUGUACACUGACGUCGUGUCCAACUGCUAUACUUCGUACAAUACCACCGAAUACGUAACGACCUCCUCGCAGGUCGACCUCGGUACGCCGUUCCUGUUUGCGCGGAGCAGGAACGAGUUCACGGCCAUCGGCUGUGGCGCGAUUGCGUUUCUACGGGGCAGGGACGAUGCGAGCUACUCGACCGGCUGCAUCACGACGUGCGCGAGCUUGGAGGAGGCCGCCCACGACGGUGACGACUGCACGGGGCUGGGUUGCUGCCAGGUGCCCUCCAUCCCACCCAACCUUAGCGUCUUAAACUUUUCCUUCGGCUCCGGAAGCAUGAUCGGCAACCCUGCUUGGAGAGAGAGCCCGUGUAGCUACGCAUUCGUGUCCGAGAAAGGCUGGUACAAUUUCAGCCGGCAAGAUUUCGGUCGUGCUGGCAGCAAGGGCUUAUUUGUCGAGAGUGAUGGAGCCAAAAGUGUCCCAACUGUACUUGACUGGGCCAUCAGGGGAAAUGGGUCGUGCCCGUCAACUGCAGGAGAGGUUGCUCCUGCUUGUAUCAGCGCACAUAGUGAGUGCGCCAACGUCACCAACGGAGAGGGGUACCUCUGCAAUUGUUCCACGGGAUACGCCGGCAAUCCCUAUGUCAUCGGCGGAUGCAUAAGAAAAACGGAGGAAUCGGAUGAAAGAGAUAGACUCAAAGGAAUUUUUUCAAAAGAUAUUAACGAAUGCAAGCAAAAUCCAUGCCGUGAUGGGACAUGUUAUGACCUCGAAGGUGGUUACAAGUGUAAAUGCGGUUUCAAUCGAGUAAAAGAUAAAAACGAUGACAAUAUUUGUAAACAAAUACUCUCCAAAUCGGAUAUAGUGGUGAUCGCAAUAAUAUGUGCCGUCGCAAUUUUGUCCAUCGUACUCAUUUUCUUGCGCAUGGAACAUGAGAAGAAGAAGCUUGAAGAUACUUUCAAAAAAAAUGGUGGUGAACUUCUGAAAAACAUUGGUAUAAAGACAUUCACGAAGAAGGAAAUAAGCAAAAUCACAGAUCGCUAUGGCACUUUCCUUGGAAACGGUGCCUUCGGUAAGGUCUAUAGGGGAACUAUUGACAACAACCAACAUGUUGCAGUGAAGCGCCCCAAUACGUUUGAUGAGGUACGUAGAGAAGAUUUUGCAAAUGAGGUCGUCAUUCAAUCUUAUAUCAGUCACAAGAACAUAGUUAGACUUGUGGGCUGUUGUUUGGAGACAAAGAUUCCGAUGCUGGUCUUCGAGUACGUCCCAAAAGGAAGCCUUCAAGAUGUGCUUCAUGGUAACAAGAAGAUCAAUAUUGAAAAGCAACCUCUCUCACUACAAGCACGUUUAGCAAUUGCUAUUGAAUCUGCAGAUGCUCUAGCCUACAUGCACUCAUCGGCUAAUCAAAAUAUUGUCCUUCAUGGAGAUGUGAAGUCUGGCAACAUUCUCCUAGAUAACAACUUCAUGCCAAAGGUCUCGGACUUUGGAAUAUCUAGACUCAUAUCUAUACAGAAACACCACACUUCAUUUGUCAUAGGGGAUAUGAACUAUAUGGAUCCUGUUUAUAUGAAGACUGGAAUGCUUACUGAGAAGAGUGAUGUGUAUAGCUUUGGAGUUGUACUCUUGGAACUAAUUACCAGGAAAAAACCAAGAUAUGAUGAAAAUAACAGCCUCCCAAUAAACUUUGUGAAGUAUUACAUGACUGAUAGCAGGGCAAGGGAGAUGUUCGAUGAUGAGAUCAAGUCUCCUGAAGUCAACAUUGACUGUCUUGACAUGAUUGGUAAGAUUGCAGUUCAAUCCCUCAAGGAUGAUGUGGAAGAGAGGCCCACCAUGAAGCAAGUUUUGGAGCACCUUAAUUUGGUGAGAAACAAAUUAAUGGAUACAGAGAUAAGCAUAUAAGAGUUGUUAUCACGUUUAUGAUCAGAAUUUCCUCCUACGACGCCUCAGUUUGCCUUGUUCAAUCUGUGAAGCUACAGCAUGAUCUAUGUUGCCUUCCUGUGAAUGUGAUUGUGUGUAAUGUUAAUUUGUUAUAUAUUCUGGUAUACUCUGUAUUGUACAAUAGAAUAAAGUUGCAAUGUAAGAUUUAUGGUAUCUUAGGUUAGAGUGUUGUGGUUGUGCUUUUCGCCCAGUUUCUCUUAAUUAACUGUGUAUUGUAAGGUUUGGUCUCUUUUUUCCUUAAAAUCAGACAUUUUCUUCUUUAUAUAAAGCGUUGGCAACGGCCU
Molecule: messenger RNA, 2505 nt
Organism: Oryza sativa Japonica Group (Japanese rice)
Lineage: Eukaryota; Viridiplantae; Streptophyta; Magnoliopsida; Poales; Poaceae
Product: wall-associated receptor kinase 3
Biological process (GO): protein phosphorylation; cell surface receptor signaling pathway
Cellular component (GO): plasma membrane
Molecular function (GO): ATP binding; polysaccharide binding; calcium ion binding
Source: RefSeq, a predicted model, not a curated record